Molecule: messenger RNA, 378 nt
Organism: Colletotrichum destructivum
Lineage: Eukaryota; Fungi; Ascomycota; Sordariomycetes; Glomerellales; Glomerellaceae
Product: Putative mediator complex, subunit Med31, mediator of RNA polymerase II, subunit Med31 superfamily
Exons: 2
Coding region: 1-378 (125 amino acids)
Biological process (GO): regulation of transcription by RNA polymerase II
Cellular component (GO): core mediator complex; mediator complex
Molecular function (GO): transcription coregulator activity
Source: RefSeq, a predicted model, not a curated record
AUGGCAACCACAGUACCAGAGCAAGCGGCCUCUCAGCCGCCUCCAACACCAGACAGCGAGCCCGUCUACGGCGGCUUCACUCGCUUCGAAAUCGAGCUCGAGUUUGUCCAAUCGCUUGCGAACCCGCUUUACCUUAAUCACCUCGCAACGCAAAAGCUUCUUACGCGCCCCGAAUUCAUCGCCUACCUCGCCUACUUGCAGUACUGGACCCGGCCGCCGUAUCUGAAGUAUCUCAUGUACCCCGGCCCGACACUCAAGCACCUCGAGCUGCUGCAGCAGGAGCAGUUCCGGCUAGACAUCAUCAGCCCGGACCUCGUGCAGCGGCUGAUCGACGAAGGCAUGAAGGCGGCCAUCGACUGGCACCGGAGCGAUGCGUGA